Messenger RNA from Alosa sapidissima (American shad), 6534 nucleotides. It is a transcript of the gene jak2a, whose product is annotated as Janus kinase 2a. Lineage: Eukaryota; Metazoa; Chordata; Actinopteri; Clupeiformes; Clupeidae. Gene Ontology annotation, cellular component: cytosol; membrane; cytoskeleton. Gene Ontology annotation, biological process: peptidyl-tyrosine phosphorylation; intracellular signal transduction; hemopoiesis. The record is from RefSeq and is a predicted model, not a curated record. Bases 961 to 4308 code for a protein of 1115 amino acids. Gene Ontology annotation, molecular function: non-membrane spanning protein tyrosine kinase activity; cytokine receptor binding; ATP binding. The transcript has 25 exons.
GAAUUUUCCGGGAGGCUGCUGGGAGAUACCUUGAUAUACUGGAGAAAGCCAGGAAAAACAGGAGUGUUGGCAGAUAUGGAAAGGAGAAAAGGGGACAUAUUCUUGUCUGGGUCAGGAAAUGUGCUUAAUAAUAAAGUCCCCGCCCUCCUACAUUAACUGGCCGUACGUGUAACCACCUGCCUUCAAGCUUGGUGGUGGAAUCAGUUGCGUAGCUAACAUUAGCAUUGUGGGCGGGUUGUAAACGUCAAUUCUACCUACAACCAGAACACUAUUAGUCUGUAAUUCCGUUGUAACAACCAAAAGUUACCCAUAUUCAUUAACUUAGGUUAACAUAUUGUGCUGCCAUUAAAAUGGUGACAUUCGACAAAUGUCUCCAGUUUUGAAAUAAUGGCUGCUGUGACUGCUACGGUCUGUUAGUUAGCAAGUUGUUUUGUUGAUUUUUGACAGAAGCUAAGUUGUCUUGCAGUGAUGACACUUUACAGAACGACACGAGUGGAUAACAUUAGCUGACGACCAACGUAUCUAAAAUUUAGAGAUAACUUGGUCAGGUAAAUAUUAGUCAAGAUAGUCAAGACAAUCCUACAGGUACCUAGAAUAGCUAGGUUUGGCUAACGUUAGCUGAAUAGAACUUAUUGUAGCUCUACGUCAUCUUGAUAGUUUUUUGGCCAGCUAACGUUACGUCGCUAGCUAGCGAGCUAGAACUACAUUAACGUUAUGUAUUAAAUUAUAAACGUUAACGUCUACAUGGAACAUGCACCGAUGAAUGCGUGAUGUUGGAAAUACAUCGAAUAACACACUGUUCACGUAAUAUUGGUUGCAUAUCUGCCUUAUGGGAUUUACUUGGUAACGCUACAGGAGUUCACACCCAAGGAUCCGAGAAGCAGUAGAAGGUUUCUCAACGGGGGCGUUCGUACAACCUAGGGGGGCGCUGGGAACGCGGAUGUCUCUGCAGACCAGCACAUGGGCUGUAUUGCUGUGAUCACCAUGGAGACGCCCGUUUUUCCGUCACCUACUCAUCAGAAUGGUGAUGUUUCUGUGGCCAAGCUCACACUCCCUGCUUUACACAUCCACAUUUACCACCAGGAGCAGGCAGGACCUAAGGGCAGCCCACUCACAUACCCUGCUGGUCAAUAUGUGGCAGAGGAGCUCUGCAUCAAUGCAGCCAAGGAGUGUGGUGUGAACCCAAUGUACUUCAACCUUUUUGGUCUAAUGAGAGAAAGUGAUAGGAUGUGGUUCCCACCCAAUCACAUCUUUAAACUGGAUGUCUCAGCCAGCGAAAAGCUGCUCUUCAGGAUAAGGUUUUAUUUUCCUAGCUGGCACAGCAGUGGGCCUGGCAGUGCCCAUCGCUAUGGAGUAACCAAAGGCUCAGAAACCCCUGUUUUAGAUGAUACAGUCAUGGCUUAUCUAUUUGCUCAGUGGAGGUGUGAUUUUCUGAAUGGGUGGUUCAGCGUUCCAGUUAGUCAUGAAGCUCAAGAGGAAUGUCUGGGAAUGGCUGUGCUGGAUAUGAUGAGAUUGGCUAAAGAGAGGGGCCAGUCUCCUGUGGACAUUUACAAUGACAACAGCUACAAAUCUUUUUUGCCCAAGGAUAUGCGUGCUCACAUUCAAGACUACCACUUUGUGACACGCAAGAGAAUCCGAUACCGCUUUAAGAGGUUCAUCCAGCAGUUCAGUGAGUGCAAGGCAGCUGCCCGCGAUCUGAAACUCAAGUAUCUGGUGAACCUAGAGAGCCUUCAGCCUACUGCCUUCUCUGAGAGAUUUUGUGUUAAUGAACACACAGCUGGAGAUGUCACCAUUGUUGUUACUGCUAACCAUGGCAUUCAGUGGUUCCAAGAAAAUGCCAAAGAGGAGCAGGAAUAUCAGACAUACUGUGAUUUCCCAGAUGUCAUAGAUAUCAGUGUCAAGCAGGCCAGCAAAGAUGGGUCAAAUGAAUGUCGUAUAGUAACCAUAAACCGUCAGGAUAAUCAAACUCUGGAGCUGGAGUUUAACUCUCUCGAAGAAGCUUUAUCUUUUGUGUCCCUCAUAGAUGGCUACUACAGGUUAAUUGCAGAUGCCAAUCACUACUUGUGUAAAGAAGUGGCUUCGCCUAGGUUGUUAGAGGCCAUCCAGAGCUAUUGCCAUGGCCCUAUCUCAAUGGAGUUUGCGAUCAACAGGCUACGUCAAUGUGGCAACCACAAAGGCCUGUACAUCUUGCGCUGCAGCCCAAAGGAUUAUAACAAGUUCUUCCUCUCCUUCAUAGUGGGGUAUGAUGGUGUGGUGGAAUACAAACACUGUCAAAUUGUGAAGAUGCUUUCUGGGGAGUACAACCUGAGUGGUGCCAAACGAAGUUUUGGGAGCUUGCGUGAGCUCCUGCACCGCUACCAGAAGGAGGCACUGCGCUCUGAUGGACACAUUUUCCAGUUUACCAAAUGCUGCCCACCUAGGAGUCAUGAUAAAACAAAUCUGCUGGUAUGUAGACGUAACCAGGGAUUGGAUGUGCCUCUGUCACCCUCACUCUUCAAACACAGUAUCAGCCAGAUGGUUUUCCACAAGAUACGCAAGGAGGACCUGGAAGUUAAUGAGAGUCUUGGUCAAGGAACGUUCACAAAAAUAUUUCGUGGUAUGCGAAAAGAGUUGGGUGACUAUGGAGAGAUUUAUGAGAUGGAGGUGAUCAUGAAAAUUCUGGAAAAGACUCACCGAAAUUACUCAGAGUCCUUUUUCGAGGCUGCCAGCAUGAUGAGCCAGCUGUCACAUAAGCACCUGCUGUUGAACUAUGGCGUAUGUGUGUGCACAGAUGAAAAUAUCAUGGUGCAGGAGUAUGGGAAGUUUGGCUCGCUGGAUACAUAUCUAAAGAAAAACAGGAACUCAAUUAACAUCACCUGGAAACUGGAAGUGUCCAAACAGCUAGCUUGGGCCAUGCACUACCUGGAGGAUAAGGGUCUUGUUCACGGGAAUGUUUGUGCCAAAAAUGUGCUGCUGAUUCGAGAAGAGGAUAGGAAGACUGGCAACCCUCCCUUCAUCAAGUUGAGUGACCCUGGAAUCAGCAUUACAGUUUUGCCUAAAGAUGUUCUGCUGGAAAGGAUUCCAUGGGUGCCACCUGAAUGUGUUGACAAUCCACGGAACCUUACUUUGGCUACAGAUAAGUGGAGCUUUGGUACCACACUGUGGGAAAUCUGCAGUGGAGGGGAGAAACCCUUAAGUACUCUGGACAGUUCAAAGAAAAAUCUUUUCUACGAGGACCGGCACCAACUUCCUGCCCCCAAGUGGACAGAACUGGCCAAUCUUAUCAACAGCUGUAUGGACUAUGAGCCUUUGCACCGGCCCUCCUUCCGAGCAGUGAUCAGAGAUCUGAACAGCCUUUUUACUCCAGACUAUGAACUGCUUGUGGAAAGUGACAUGGUGCCAAUCAGAGCUCGAGGUUUUGGAUUCCCUGGGGCAUUUGAGAGCCAGGAGCCAGCACAGUUUGAGGAACGACAUCUCAUCUUCUUGCAACAGCUUGGGAAGGGAAACUUUGGCAGUGUGGAGAAGUGUCGUUACGACCCACUACAGGACAACACAGGAGAAGUAGUGGCAGUUAAGAAACUUCAGCACAGCACUGCUGAGCAUCUACGUGACUUUGAGCGUGAAAUUGAAAUCCUCAAGUCUCUCCAGCAUGACAACAUUGUCAAAUAUAAAGGGGUGUGCUAUAGUGCAGGCCGGAGAAACCUGAGGCUGGUGAUGGAGUACCUGCCUUUUGGAAGCCUAAGGGACUAUCUCAUCAAGAAUAAGGAACGCUUUGAUCACAAGAAACUCCUGCACUAUGCCUCCCAGAUCUGCAAGGGAAUGGACUACCUGGCCACAAAGCGCUACAUCCACAGAGACCUUGCCACACGGAACAUUCUGGUGGAAAGUGAACUGAGGGUAAAAAUUGGAGACUUUGGGCUUACAAAAGUCCUGCCACAGGAUAAAGAAUACUACACUGUCAGGGAGCCAGGAGAGAGCCCUAUAUUCUGGUAUGCUCCUGAGUCUCUGACUGAGAGUAAAUUUUCUGUUGCCUCUGAUGUAUGGAGCUUCGGAGUCGUACUUUAUGAGCUCUUCACCUACAGUGACAAGAACUGCAGUCCUCCAGCUGUUUUUAUGGAGCAGAUGGGAAGUGAUAAACAGGGUCAGAUGAUUGUCUACCACCUGAUUGACCUCCUCAAGAAGGGCUAUAGACUUCCUUACCCAGAGGGAUGUCCACAAGAGAUCCAACAACUUAUGAGUGAGUGCUGGAGCAGUGACCCUACCCAGAGGCCAUCCUUCAAGGGUCUUAGCCAGUCUGUAGACACAAUAUGGGAUGGCAAGGAGGGAUGACAUACCUCUUUGAUUGUCUGCUGCACCAAAGAGACCAUCAUUCCUCAAGUUAUGGAGGCCCUCAAAAGGAAUAUUCUAGAACCAAGGCAGGGAAAGCAAUGCCAUUAGAUCCCUGUGCAUCUCUGAUCUACCAGCCCUUGUGCUUAAUGUUAUACAGUUCUUCAGCUGCCUGUGCUUCUGUUUGUCUGUGGUCAGCAGCCUGAUGUUGUGCCUGUUGUCCUCUGGUGUGUUGACCAUCAGUGCUGAUGCGGUCACUUUGGUGCGGUGGCUGUACUGUCAUCACAAUGAUUUAGUUGAUGACCAGAUGUUGUCUCCAUGCAAGUAAUUUCAGACUUACAGUGCAUACGGAAAGUAUUCACAGCGCUUCACUUUUUUCACAUUUUGUUAUGUUACAGACUCAUCUUAAAAUGAAUUCAAUGAUUUAUUUGUUCUCAUCAAUCUGCACACAAUACUCCAAUACCCCACAAAAAAGGUAGUGUUUGGAGUGUUUUGUAAAUGUAUACAAAAAUAAUAAAAGACUGAAAUAGUCCAUUUACAUAAGUAUUCACACCUCCUUUCUCAAAUGGAAAAGUUUGGAACAAUCAACAGUCUUCCUAGAUCUGGCCGCUCAGCCUAACUGAGCAAUCCGGGACAAAGGGGCUUGGUCAGGCAGGUAACCAGCGACCCAAUGGGGUCAAAAAGGACAAACAUAAGGACAAACAUCUGCAGCUCAGUGCCUGGUUUCUUCCGUUGGGAAUUGUGGCCAAAUAGUGCAGUCUUUGUUUUUUCCUUCUUUACACUUCUCUCAUCUUCUUAAAGGGGAACUUGGCAACUAUUUCAAUGUAAUAAACCCGUUUAGAAAUCAUUUGGAUGGUUAAAUGACCUAUUCCGGUGAAAAUGGUGACUUUCCCCGCUGCGCCUAGCGUCCCCAGGCAGAAAACCAACCAUGAAACAUUGAGACCACCGUCCUGGAAAGAGAAGUGAGAAACAAGAAACUUGUUUUAAAUCGUGUUUCUUACCUUGUAACAUCCACAUAGUUCUGCCAAACGUAUGCUAACCAUUCGCUAGCUGUAAACAAAUCCAUGUGCUUUAUCGUUACCUUUUCCCACAGUUUGAAAUAGCAUAAUGCGCAAUUUCUCCAGCAGAGGGAGAAAUCCUGCCAAGUUUCCCUUUAAAGGAACUCUAGAUCUCAUAACAAAAGGUGUGAAUACUUAUGUAAAUGGAAUAUUUCAGUCUUUUAUUUUUAUACAUUUACAAAACACUCCAAACACUAGCUUUUUUUGUGGGGGAGUAUUGUGUGUAGAUUGAUGAGAAAAAAUAAAUAAUUCAGACUCAUUUUAAGAUGAGUCUGAAACAUAACAAAAUGUGGAAAAAGUGAAGCGCUGUUAAUACUUUCCGUAUGCUCUGUACAUCAGCCACCCAUGGGCCCAAACAAUAGUUUUUCCUAUGAAAGGAAGGCUACAUUCAAUUAAUAAAGAAUGAAGAAAAAAAUCUUUGAGAGCAAUUUCACUUGUUAAGUAAUGGUGCUUAAAAGUGAAUAAGGUCUUGUAUGCUGUGCAUAGAUUGGAAAAUUUCAUCACACUUUUUUGUUUUGUUUGUUUGUUUGGCUUUGAAAGCCAGAUGGCAAGGCUGAAAUUGUCAUAAGAAAAUGAAAAUAUGAUUUGAAUCCCACAAGAGGCCAAGAUGAUUCAUUACACAUUUUCCAAGUGCCCUAUUUAUGUAUGUAUAUGUGUAUAUUUUAAAUGAUCUUGUGGUCUUUCCACAUCUCUGAAAGGAGAUUGUGUAGCUAUAUCUGUAACCCUGCUGUUGGUGCAUAGAGAAAAACUGGUAACUCACUGAUCUGCAACAAAUCUUUUUAUAGUGAUUCCUGUUGUUGUCUUCCUUUGUCACAGCUGUGCUGCUGAUAUAUCCUUUGACCAGCUAACUUCUCAGACACACUGAGGAGAAUCUAUGGAGAAAGAAUUAAGAGUAUAUUAAGUGUUGUAUGAUCAGGACUGAGGAAACUAUAUAUUUUUUUAUUUGCAAAAAAAUAUUUUUCAUUGAAUGAAUGUAACAUUUUUUGUUUUACUAUUUCAGAGCUCAAAUGAUUGUAUAACAUGAAUCAGUGUUUUUGAUGUGGUUAUGUUGAGGUAUACAUUGUUUCAAGUAGUUGCAAAUGUCAUUGCAAGACCAGAGGCAGUUGGAUAUGGUCUGUUUGGUUUUAAAAUGCUGUCAAUGCUUCAUUAAAUUCUCUGACUAAUUAUCAGA